Verruconis gallopava is the source of this 951-nucleotide messenger RNA. RefSeq lists its product as uncharacterized. NCBI's taxonomy places the organism in Eukaryota, Fungi, Ascomycota, Dothideomycetes, Venturiales, Sympoventuriaceae. Bases 222 to 857 code for a protein of 211 amino acids. The record is from RefSeq and is a predicted model, not a curated record. The transcript has a single exon. Gene Ontology annotation, molecular function: acyltransferase activity, transferring groups other than amino-acyl groups.
GCGCCCUACGGCACCACAGGACUGUUCUCAAGGCCACCCUCCAGAUAUGACUAGCCACUAUAAGGAGAUGUGCCCAUCGCCCCCUUGGACGAUAGGUAUGUAAAAGCCUCGAGCUCUGAUGCUGGAUCAAAAUUCGUUCCUCGACUCUUGUUGUUUCGCUUCUAAGGAACAACGCUGAACAACUUUGCCGACACACUGCGUGCCCGUCGCACUCGAAAAUUAUGGACAAAGCCUAUGAAGCAGCGUCAGUUGUCGCAGAGGCUCGAGCAUCGGAAAAGCACCACAAUCAAUCAAUUCGCCGUCCGCGCAUCCGGAUAGUGCCUGCCGCCUGUUCUCAAGAUGCCGAGUUCGUUGACACCAUCACCGCCUUGGUCAACAACGUCUACCGAGAGCACGAAAGAGACUUGUUUGUGCAAGGAUACAAGCGGACCAACGUAGAUGAAAUACGUUCUUUUAUCCAGGCAGGCGAAAUCGCCGUUCUAUAUGCGCCAUCGACCUCGGACGCGGCCGGCCAAGAACGACCGAUAGGUUGUAUCCGAAUCCAGCGGCUUUCGCCCACCCUCGGAGAGUUCGGGAUGAUGGCCGUCGAAGCAGAGUACCGUGGAAACGGGUUUGGCAAAGAACUGGUGCGUUUCGCCGAGGAGCAAUGUCGGCGUUCUGGCUCGACGGCCAUGCAGGUGGAACUCCUGUUUCCAACGGACUUUGAGCAUGCCUUCAAAAAGCGUUUGUUCGAGUGGUAUACUAGAAUGGGCUAUACCUUGAUCAAACUGGGUGACUUUCAGGAUGAUUACCCUCACUUGGCGAAGCUAUUGCGAGGACCAAUCGAGUAUCGUGUAUUAGAGAAGCCUUUGACCUGAACGCGCCAUGUGUUGAAUCUUGAUAAGGUUGUGAGAGUAUCUGGGUUUUCAGAGUAUCCCCUAUAGGUAUAUGAACAGGCGAGCAAAUAAUCUG